Somion occarium is the source of this 1509-nucleotide messenger RNA. The record is from the annotation of a GenBank genome assembly. NCBI's taxonomy places the organism in Eukaryota, Fungi, Basidiomycota, Agaricomycetes, Polyporales, Cerrenaceae.
CUCCUCAUCCCCCGCUCCUCAUCGCAUCUGCCUCCCCGCCUAUCUCUCACUACAAUGAACUCCUCUAACUCUUUCAUGGGCUUCUCAUUUGACCAGCCCUCUUCCCCCUUCCUCUCUUCGGGUUCAUCCUCACCUGAACUCUCUCGAGGUCACUACCUCUACCCGGAUAGUGACUUCUCCUCCCCCGAGAGCAUCUCCCAUGGGGAUCUUCCCCUUGCUCCGGAUACUAUCUUCGAGUGCCCAGAGCACCCGUUGGUAGAUUCCUACUUGAACGACGACGCUUUUAGCAACGAUGGAACUGUCAAUCCUGCUGACCUGUUCUACCAGGACCAGCCUUACAAUCCUCCUCCCGUCCGUCCACGCGGGUCGAGCCUCGACGGUGCCCUCAUUCUCGCACCUGAGUUUGAUAAGAUGCAUCUCGAACGCCACGCACUCGACUCCCCUUCCCCUUCCUCUUCUCCUUCCCUUUCUCCUUCUCCUCGUACCUCUCGUCGAACUCGUUCCUCUCGCACAUCUACCUCCUACUCUGGGGAAUCCGAUACGUACAGCUCGGAUGGUGACGAUGGAGAGUACAGACCUCGCCGAAAGUCUUCGCGUCUCGUCAAACAAGCUGCCUAUCAUCCUUACGGUGGAGCCUAUGCGUCCUCUCGUUCCUCGAGGACUCCAUCUCCCGCCUUAUCCCUUACCCAGCGCCCGGAGCCUUACAUCCGCACUACCUCUCGCCGUAGCCUGCAGUGCGCGCCCGGCGAGGUGUUGAGCCUUGACUUGCACGGAGACCAUGGGUUCCAGUGCACCAAAGGAGAUUGCAACUACGUUCAGAAGAACGAGCGUAUCCCAGACCUCAAGCGCCACAUUCGCGCUCACCAGGGCGGGACGAAGAUCAUCUGCUGCGGUCAGCCUAUUGGUCCUGAUCAUCCUCAUUGGGCCGAUGGUUACCUAUGGGAGGGUAAGAUAAGGUGGGGCGGUUGCUGGAGGACCUUUAGUCGAAAGGACGCAUUGACCAGGCACCUCAAUACGCAGUGUUGCUUGCGUCCUCAACUUUAAAGCGCGAAACGCUUUGAUACGCUUUAACGAUCUUUAAUCCACGAAAUGAAUCUUUAACGAAAGUGCUGUAGCCAAUAGGUGGCCGCUUGUCUCUUUUUCCUCUCAUUUGUUUCCUCUGAAUCCUCUCCUCUCUCCUCUUUCUCCUUUUCUUGAACGCUUCAAGCAUCUAUGUUCCCCCCAUCCCCUCUCCAUACCUCUGUACUAUUAUGUCUCGCGUCGUUCCAUACCCUUCUGGUUAUUUCCUCUUGAGCUGUCGAGCGUACUCUUGAUUUGGUCUCACUCUCCUCUUGAUUUGGUUUCACUUUCCUCUUGUCCUGUCUCGUCUCUAAUUUCCUAAUCUCUCUCCUCAUUAUCUCCCCUGUAAAUACUUAGUCUGUCGAGCGGAAUGGAUCUCUAUUUUUGCUCUCAUAGCUAUCAUGAUCUGCAGCGAGAUAUUGUCCCUGGGGUCAACACCCUCAUCGCCGC